Molecule: messenger RNA, 3608 nt
Organism: Biomphalaria glabrata
Lineage: Eukaryota; Metazoa; Mollusca; Gastropoda; Planorbidae
Exons: 3
Coding region: 189-2240 (683 amino acids)
Molecular function (GO): GTP binding
Source: RefSeq, a predicted model, not a curated record
AUAGACAUGUCAAAGGUCAGAGUUUAAAUAUAUCAGGAAUGUCUGCUGACAAAGAUCUCAUGCCUGGAGACCAAGACACACGUUUAGUACUUAACUGAAGCUUAUCAUAAUGUUUCGUUUAUAGCUGUGUUUUGUUUUAAACUAAGAAGAAAUCUGUUUAGUAGUCGCUUAGUAAUCUUAAAUUGAAAAUGACCAGUGCUGUCACUUUGGAGGAACACAUAAGAAGUCAUGAGGACAGUUUGCUCAGGUUUUACACAGACUUUUUAAACAGACACUUUGACAAACACACAAACAACGACCAGAACAAGAAAGUGUUUGUGUAUGUAAAGGAAGCAAAGGAAUGUCUUCAAAAUGUUCAAUUAACUUUAAAUCAAGACGAGCCAUCUACAUCUCUAAUAAAUAACAACGAUAGAGAAAUAUAUGACAACUCUGUCAUCCCCGGAAACAGUAGUACAUAUUUAGAAAGCACAUCACGUUGUCAGUCAAAUCCGAGGUCAACUGUUAAAGUUGAAGAUCGACAAGAUAAAUUCGAAGAUAAAUCUUUUAUGAAAGGGGAUUCCAAUGAGGAUCAAGCAAUAAUGGUGAUGAAUAAUGGCAAAUCAGGGUCUGUGAAAGACGAUCUCUUGCCUCCAAAAUUGCUAGACACAUCCUAUGACAACAGGUCAGAUAAAAAGACAAUAGUUACUAAAGAUUCAUCUACUCAAGUUAGAAAAAAAAAGAAAAAAGAUUCAUCACUUUCCAAAAAAUUGAAAAGGGCAAAAAUGUCAGUGACAAGCUUAGCUUCAAGUUUUCGUGGAGAAGUAAAAAAAGUUUUGUCGUCUGCAAGUUUAACUCCUUCACAAUGGCAUUUAGAUGGUCCUGAUGUUGGCAAUGUUGAUAUAGACUCUGUAACAAAUUUAUCGGUUAAUAAUUCUCAGUCGAAAAUGUUUACAUCAGCUGAGAUAACAGAAAAAGACGAUAGUUUGUCCUUCACUAGUCUCAACGACAACUGUUUAACUGCCGGAGAAAUGUUCCAAAAUCUCAUUCACCAACAAGACAUCAAUGACAAUCAGUUUGUACUAAGUGAUGAGCAAGGUGCGGGCCUUCAGGAACUUACUCCAUCUCAUUUGCCAGGUACUUCUCAAACGUUGGCAUGUUGUCAAACUAAAUUAGAUGAUAGUAUUACAACACCACAGAACGAAGAAUCGACUGUCAGCCCAGUAGUCGCUUCAACAUCAUCUUGUUCCAAUUUAAGUGACUUCCUAGCUUUGCAAUCAAGCUGUGAACAUUUAAGUUCAAAUGCUUCAAUGGAAGAUAAUAUGUCUCAAAAAUUAAUCUCGGCAAGCGCCAAAUCUGUCAACUUUAUUUUGUUUGGAGCAAGUGGAAAUGGUAAAAGUGCCACCGGAAACUCAAUACUGGGAGGAGACUUUUUCAAAACUAGCAAUCAAAUUACUAAUAUUUCUGAUUUCAAUUGUCACUCAGUUGAAUUAGAUGACGUGACAAUUUCUGUUGUAGAUUGUCCUGGCUUCAAUCUUGAUGGAGAUGAACAAGUUGCGGAAUAUACGAAACGUUAUAUUAGAAGAGCUUUGGAAUUGUGUAACUGCUGUAUUGAUGGACUUCUGUUUGUGUUAAAAUUUGGAUCGAGAUUCACCGAAGAACAGAAAUUGUCUAUUAAAUACAUUAAAGGAUUUCUUGGUGACGACGUCAUGGCGAAAUGUGGAUUCUGCGUUUUUACACAUGGAGAUCUUUUCGAAACGGAACAGCAGAAGGAAGAACAACCGUUAACGUUUACGCAGUGGUGUGUAUCAGAGACGGGGGAAAUAAAAGAAUUGUUUCGUGAAUGUGGUAACAGAUUCAUUCUUUUUAAUAAUGUAACUAAAGAUGCAGCUGUUUUAAAGACACAAGUAGAUACACUUUUGAAAUAUAGAGACACAGUUAAAAGAUAUACAAUAGAAGAUUUCAAAAGAAAUGAAGAAAUGAGAUGGAAAUUUAUUUCACACAUAUCUAGGCCAGAAAGAACAAAAACAAUUCGUCGUAAAAUUGGCUCUAUCCGUAUCAGAUAUCACAAAUAUUUAGAGCUUCAAGUAACAGAUCCAAAUUGUGAGACGGUUUUGAACAAUUUAAUUCAGGAAAUUAGGGAAAUAGUAAAUAGAAUACCCAAAUCUGAACUUAAUUUGCUGUCAAUGGGGUUAACUUUACACCAAGAAAUGGAGUCGAAACGUAAAUUACGUCAACAUGUUCAUCUGUCCGAACAAGAAUAAGAUGAAGGGUUGUAUCUGAUAAGAGUCCUGAUGACCACUGAGAUCUGAAAUGCAGAUAGAGACUAACAGCACAUCAUCUGUCCCAUAGAGUGUAGGGUCUCAAAGGAGGAGGACUUUCUUAAGAAGGAAAUGACGUAGGCCCCUAUAAAUAGGAGGUGUAGCCAUUUUAUGUAAAGGUUCGUGCAAUACUAAAAAGAGUUGGGAAGCGAUCAGUCUACUAUAAUAAUGUUCUGUAUAUCUGUCUUCAUUUAUUAUCUUAGUUUGAAAAUGUUUUUUUUUUUCUCUAUAUAUUGUAAUAUAAUGAUAAAAUUAUAUAAAUAUAUUUAAAAAAAACAUAUGUUAUGUCGUAUAUACCUAAGUACAUGGAUUAUUAUUUUUGAAAAAAUUUGUGUUUAGAUUAAAUAGAAUCAACUCAUCCUAAACAUAUGUCUUAAAUACGCACAAUAACCUUACCUAGAUAAUGUGACUUCAUAACAAGGGUACAUAAUAUAUGAGCUAUGAAUCCUCGAUAUUGAGGUUCAAAAUUAAGUAAUAAACAAACGUGUAAUCAUUGAAUAAAAUGCCUAAAACAGAAUUUUGUUGUGUGUGCUUUGUUUUGUUGUGUGUGCUUUGUUUUGUUGUGUGUGCUUUGUUUUGUUGUGUGUGCUUUGUUCUAUAGCUUGGCUAAACGUUGACACAUUUAACAGUGGCGUCACUCCCUUCGGUGUCACCUGGUGCGGUUAGCUCAGGGUGACGCCCUCUCCCCCUCCUGCCCAAUAACUCCCUUCAAAUAUGUCCCAAUAAACAGUAUUGUUAGUUCUUUUUGUUGGGCCAAUACAGUGAGCUGAUUACCCACUGUUAUUGAUUUUUUACUCAAAUGUAAUAUGAGUGUCAAUUCUAUUAUAAAAUACCAUUGUUUACUCAAAUGUAAUAUGAGUGUCAAUUCUAUUCUAAAAUCCCACUGUUUACUCAAAUGUAAUAUGAUUGUCAAUUCUAUUAUAAAAUCCCACUGUUUACUCAAAUGUAAUAUGAUUGUCAAUUCUAUUCUAAAAUCCCACUGUUUACUCAAAUGUAAUAUGAUUGUCAAUUCUAUUAUAAAAUCCCACUGUUUACUCAAAUGUAAUAUGAUUGUCAAUUCUAUUCUAAAAUCCCACUGUUUACUCAACUGUAAUAUGAUUGUCAAUUCUAUUCUAAAAUCCCACUGUUUACUCAAAUGUUAUUGCCAUUUUUACGUUAAAAUGUAACUACAAUUAGGAACACAAUUAACAUCCACCUGAACAAGUUUCCGUUGUUAUACUUUAAGACAGAAAUGGUAAAACGUUGUGCUGUUUCAUUGAAACUUAAACUACCAUCUAGAUGUGUCUAGGCAUAAUCUAGUAAUCUUAUUAU